UAUAAACCAGGCUUUUUAAUACCUUCCAAAGUCCACUUAAAAUGGGGCAUAUAUUACUAUACUGAGAUUACCAUUGUAUUAUUCUGAACACUAGGUCUAGACAUUUUUAUAGAUAUUUUAUGUAUUUAAUUUUUAAUUUUUUGCAUUCUCAGUGAUUGACCAUUUGGUAUUAUUUUUCACAACAGAAGAAAUUUAGAUCAUGAUGUAACCUGAUUUUUUGUAAACAACAAAACUAAAACGCAGUGUAUCAUAGUGUUGGCUUAACCGUAAUUGCUUCCUGCCUUUGGAAUUUUAUGAAAAUAAAAAUAUUCUAAUUAUAAAAGUUUUCUAUUAAUUUAUAUUAUGUGGGAUGUUCAGGUUAUCAUUAGAAUUGAGACUGUAGAUGCUCAAAAUCAGUACAUAGGUCUGCUGAAAUAGUUUUCUUCAGCAGUAUAGAAGAUAAGAUUAAAACUUCUCUCUUUUAAUUAAUGGGUUGACUGAUAGUUUUCACAGUCCAGAUUUUGAUGAUGUUUGGAGGGUGCAGAAACUAGUAGUAAGGUUCUCGACAAUUUGAGGUCUUUUAAGCUUAAAGAUGUUUCAUGGUAUUUCUUCUGUGGUUAUUUAGUCCCCCAAAAUAUGAGAUCUAACUAGAAACCCAGUAGCAUAUUCAUUGCAUUUUGUUUAGUUUACUUUUUGUGAUUAACUUCACUACAAUUAAAACUUUUUUUUUUUGAUAGCAGUGUUUUCUAAGGAUAGGGGUGUAUCCUUAAAUUCCAUAAUUUUAAAUUAAAAGAUAAAUGCCAAAUUUUCUUCUCCGGAAUACAGUUUUACAGGUGUGUUAUAGUAUUCGCUAUUAGCUUAAUGAUCAGGUUUAAAUACUAUUAAUCAGAUAUGAACUUAUUCCUUGGGUUCACAUUUAAACUCUGGCAUGUUGAAAUAAUCUAGGUCCCAAUCUGCACAUCUGAAUUCAUUUUGUAAAAUAUGGCAAACAGAUGCAUUUUCAAUUGAAAGCUGAAACAACUGCAGGACAUUAACCCAUUGAGAAGAUUACAGUAGGUUUUCAGUUCCACGGUAACUGUAUUUAUUAGUGAAAAUUGACUUGAGUGCUUCUGCUUUUAACAGACUUUUCUUUUUUAAUGUCUAGAAGAAAGGAAAUAGAGCAUUGGAAUGAUAGGACUUUGAUGUGUAAAGAAGUUAAUGUCAAAAGAAGUUAAUUAUCUAAAUCAAACAGAAUGUGGGUAUGGGAAAUAAUUAUUUUAAAGAGUCUAAUGAGCUAUCAGCUCAUCAUGUCAAGAAAAAUGUUAUUUACCUGUUUGAUAUAAAAAUUGACUUGACUGUGAAAGGAUGAUCAUGGUUAUAAUAAACUAGGUUUGGGUGACUGGAUUUGAAAAUGAAAAAGGAGCAGAUUGCUCCAGCAAUGUCUCAGGACAUUUGACCAUAGGAUGGAUAAUCCCAUGGAAUGGCAUGUCUGUCAAAUCUGAUGAGUCAACUCAGAUCAUAACAUUCUGGAGGCUGGGGUUACUACUUAAUUUUUGAGUUUAACAUGUUGUCCCAGAUAGCUCUGUCAGCCUUCUAUUGGGACAACAAGGGAACAUUUUCUGAGGUCUUUGAGAAAUCCAGGCUCCCUUUUUUUGCAUUUUGUCCCAAUUCUGCAGGACUGUUUAUGGAAGUCCUUGGUUUCCUAUUUUCUCCCAGUCUUGGACUUGUGAUUUUUUUUUUUUUUAAUCCAAGUCUCAAAUGGUUAUGUUUCUUUUCCUAUAUUAUUUGUAGAGAAAGUACUUACUCCAAAAGUCUUUUUAAACAAUGGCACAAAUUUAGGCUUCAAAAAUGUGAUGGUGUUUCUUAGCAUUAAGUUCUUCAUAUGUUUUAGAAUUUUGGUUUUCAGGCUCAGUUUGAGUGGAACGUUUUUGUUUUCCUUCUCGUUUUGUGCUCUUGCAUUCUUGGUAUAGUGGUUUUGGCCUGGCUGUUAGGGCCCUCAGACUAGACCAGAGGGAUAUUGGUAUAUUUCAAACCUAGUCACCUAGCUAGUGUGCUGCUUGCCUUAGAUCUUUGUCCUGUUGCCUUCUCAAAAGCUUCAUAUAAGGCCUAUCUCCAUCAGUGAUUUGUAGUAGCUUUUUUCCCCGUCCUUCUUUUGUGGGGCCCAGCCCUUCCAUCCCAGCCCUUGCUAAGUGACCCUGGUUUAGGUUCCCUUUAUGAAUUUUAUCAUUACCCACAGGAGUUGUUAGAUUAGAAAGAUGUAUUAAGAAGAUAAAUUUGGCUGCAGUUUGGAGAAUGAACUGAAAUGGAGAUAGAAGAUGUAGAUUAAGAGUUUUUAGGGGGCCAUAGCAGUAGGACAAGAGGGGAAGGAUGUGAGAACAUACAGCAAGUAGAAUUUACUUGACUUUUUACAAAUUGUAGGGUGCAGGAGAAGGAGUCCAAGGUAGUGACUGAGAUUUUGAGCCCAAGUGAGUAGUAGUCGUAGUGAUGUCGUCAGUGAAAACUAAACUUACAAAGAAGCUACUUAAUAUUUGUUUAGUUGCAUAGAGGUCUUUUAGUAAAAAUAUUUAAGUUUUACAAACUUGUGUGAUUGUGAAAAAAGGGUAAUACAUCUAAAUUUAUAUAAAAGCUUUUAGCAGAUCAAGAAGGGGAAUUCUUUUUUCUUCCUUAAUUUUCCCCGUUCGUGGAAGAGGGAGUUCUUAAGAUGAAUAAUACUGCAGCUAGUCCAAUGUCUACUGCAACUUCAAGUAGUGGAAGGAAUACAGGGAAGUCUAUAAGCUUUGCAGCAGAAUUACAGAGUAUGAUGUAUUCUUUAGGUGAUGCUAGAAGGCCUCUUCAUGAAACAGCAGUUUUGGUAGAAGAUGUGGUACACACUCAGUUAAUUAAUCUGUUACAGCAAGCUGCUGAAGUUUCUCAACUGCGGGGAGCAAGGGUAAUCACUCCUGAAGAUCUUCUGUUUUUGAUGCGCAAAGAUAAGAAAAAACUUAGAAGAUUGCUAAAAUACAUGUUUAUCCGAGACUACAAAUCAAAGAUUGUCAAAGGCAUCGAUGAGGAUGAUCUUCUCGAAGACAAAUUGAGUGGCAGCAAUAAUACGAACAAAAGACAAAAAAUUGCUCAGGACUUCCUCAACUCUAUUGACCAGACAGGAGAACUUUUAGCAAUGUUUGAAGAUGACGAAGUUGAUGAAGUUAAACAAGAAAGAAUGGAGAGAGCAGAAAGACAAACUCGAAUUAUGGAUUCAGCUCAAUAUGCAGAAUUCUGUGAAAGUCGACAACUAAGUUUCUCCAAAAAAGCUUCCAAAUUUCGAGACUGGUUGGACUGCAGCAGUAUGGAGAUAAAACCCAAUGUUGUCGCAAUGGAAAUCUUAGCAUAUUUAGCGUAUGAAACUGUGGCACAGUUAGUGGAUCUGGCUCUGCUUGUGAGGCAAGACAUGGUAACUAAGGCAGGGGACCCCUUCAGUCAUGCCAUUUCUGCAACCUUCAUUCAGUAUCACAACUCUGCUGAGAGCACUGCAGCCUGUGGUGUUGAGGCUCACAGCGAUGCCAUCCAGCCCUGCCACAUCAGAGAGGCCAUUCGACGCUACAGCCACAAGAUUGGCCCGCUUUCCCCAUUCACAAAUGCCUACCGCAGGAGUGGGAUGGCUUUUCUAGCCUGCUGAUGUGACAACUGUGAUGUGCCCGCAACAACAGGAAAGGCAGUGUUAUAUUAAGGUGAUUUCUUGUGAACAAAAUAAAAUGCAAAUUUACCUUUCUUUUAUCUGAGGGAGUGGGCUGGUUUGUUGUGACUACCAACUUGCUGACUCCUGCUCUUUUCCAGCCCCUCAACCAUCAGUCUUGUUUACUAGAUGGGCUGUUCAGCUAAUUAAUGGCAGGAUGUUUAGGAUAGUGUGUAGGUGGACAAGAAUGCAGAUCACACAAUUUUGAAAUUUUAAUUUGAGUAGAUUUACUGCCCUCAGUUCACAUAUCUUAAAAGCAGUGGUUGCCCCGGUCCAGUCUUUUGUCAGUGUUUUAUUUGAUACAUUUUAUAAUCCAGGUUUGGAAUAAGGAAACAAAAUUAAAAGGACAGUGAGUUUUCACCUUCCCUUAUACCAUCAACUUUACUUUCCAACAUUUGUUGACUACAUGUAUUUUAUUGACAGCUAUCCACUUUAUAAACUUACAGUAAUCAAAGAUUUAACAGACCUGAUAAAUCACCUGUUCCCACCUCCUUUCCCCUUCACUCCACUUACAGUAUGUGUCAUUUUCAAUGCCUUCUUCCCAACUUCCUGCCAUCUGCCUUUCAUGUGUGUUUUUCCUCACACAGAACCUCUUCCUCCAUCUUCAUUCCCCUCCUUUUCCUGUUCCUCCAAUCCCCAGACCCACCACUCCUGCACAUGCCAUACACAUUUAGAAGCCAAGUAUUCAGAAUUAGUAGAAGGGGAGCAGAGUGAUUUCUUGCUUCCUCCCUUCAAAGCACUACCACACCUAGACUGGAAAUGUGGGCUGGGUAAUUUCUUGCUGUUAGCAGCCGAGCUACCCUUCUGGCAGCUAUACUUUCUCCAGUAAAUGAGGAACCGUAACUCCUCGGAACAAACCAAAAUAUAGCAGAUGUAAGUGUAUAGUUCCUGAUUAAACUUCAGUUGCAAAACAAGAAAGUUAUUUCUUUAAUUCUGUGGGAGUUUUGUAUAAUUUUACUUUUAUCAUGGAUUUUACACACACUUGAAACACUCUCUCUAAAGAAUAAAAACAGAAAUGAGAAA
Molecule: messenger RNA, 4693 nt
Organism: Cercocebus atys (sooty mangabey)
Lineage: Eukaryota; Metazoa; Chordata; Mammalia; Primates; Cercopithecidae
Gene: SUPT3H
Product: suppressor of Ty 3 homolog (S. cerevisiae)
Exons: 11
Coding region: 2660-3613 (317 amino acids)
Biological process (GO): transcription by RNA polymerase II
Molecular function (GO): protein heterodimerization activity; transcription coactivator activity
Source: RefSeq, a predicted model, not a curated record